This is a messenger RNA of Quercus robur (English oak), 522 nucleotides long. RefSeq lists its product as uncharacterized. The transcript has a single exon. Bases 55 to 351 code for a protein of 98 amino acids. The record is from RefSeq and is a predicted model, not a curated record. Lineage: Eukaryota; Viridiplantae; Streptophyta; Magnoliopsida; Fagales; Fagaceae.
AGCAUAAUAUUGAAGAAAACACACUGCACAACCACCACAAAACUAUCUGGCAAUAUGUUGAGAAGAGGUGCUCUAACCAUUUCCAUGUUAUCAAAUUCUACAACAUUGGGGGGGUGGUGCAGGCCACGCAGGCGGCUUAGACGGAGGAAGAGUAGCACCAUACGGUUAGGAAAUAAGCGGCGAGGGUUCUGCUUAGCAUCAAAGCCAGUGGUGCAAUGGGGGGUCAUGAUGGGUCCUCUUAGGAUGCUGAAAAAGUUCAUCAUGGAAAUGGCACCAAAUGGACAGUUGAUGGAGGCUUAUUAUUCGUCUUUAAUACCCUUUCUACGUCCCCAUCUAUUUCCAUUAUGUUGAUUACUAGCAGCAAUAUCUCCUUUGCUUGGUUUUUUCUUUUCUUGUUAAGCUGUGUAAUAAGGGAUCAAGCAACUCCUAUAAUUAUUGAACAAACAAAUUGCAUAUUAUCUUUAUAGCGGUUUAUAAACAUAGAAAAUAUUGCAAGAUGAAUGAAGGUUUAGGUUAUGUGUA